This is a messenger RNA of Caenorhabditis elegans, 2532 nucleotides long. It is a transcript of the gene chk-2, whose product is annotated as Serine/threonine-protein kinase chk-2. Bases 51 to 1481 code for a protein of 476 amino acids. NCBI's taxonomy places the organism in Eukaryota, Metazoa, Nematoda, Chromadorea, Rhabditida, Rhabditidae. Gene Ontology annotation, molecular function: protein serine/threonine kinase activity; protein serine kinase activity; ATP binding. Gene Ontology annotation, biological process: animal gross anatomical part developmental process. Gene Ontology annotation, cellular component: nucleus; cytoplasm. The record is from RefSeq and is marked reviewed. The transcript has 14 exons.
GCAAUUUUCUCCAUUUUUUCGCAAUUUUCUCCAUUUUUUCAGCGAUUUCCAUGGUUCGCGGGACAAAAAGACGUCGGAGCUCGGCGGAAAAGCCAAUCGUGGUGGUUCCGGUCACCCGAGACGACACGAUGCCCGUCGACGAGGAUCUUGUCGUCGGAGAAUCACAGUGUGCUGCUUCAAAACCCUUCGCGAAGCUUGUCGGCGUCCGCCGAGGCAUUUCUUCCAUCGACUUGGCAGACGAUCAUUUCGUGUGCGGACGCGGCUCGGAUGAUGCUCCGACGAAUUUCAACUUUUCUCAAGUCGCCAAAGACGUCGGGCUCUACAGAUUUAUCUCGAAAAUUCAAUUUUCCAUUGAUAGAGACACAGAAACGCGUAGAAUCUAUCUACACGAUCACUCACGCAACGGGACCCUCGUAAAUCAGGAAAUGAUCGGAAAAGGGCUGUCCAGAGAGCUAAUGAACGGAGAUUUGAUCUCUAUUGGGAUUCCAGCGCUGAUCAUUUUCGUGUACGAAAGCGCCGACGCCGACCAUCAUCCGGAGGAACUGACGAAAAAAUACCACGUGACGAGCCAUUCGCUGGGAAAAGGCGGUUUUGGCAAAGUUUUGCUCGGAUACAAGAAAUCCGAUCGAUCAGUGGUGGCUAUUAAACAGCUCAACACACAAUUUUCGACAAGAUGCAGCCGAGCAAUCGCUAAAACUCGAGAUAUUCGAAAUGAGGUUGAAGUUAUGAAGAAGCUCAGCCAUCCAAAUAUCGUUGCAAUUUACGAUUGGAUCACCGUCGCCAAGUACUCAUAUAUGGUUAUCGAAUAUGUCGGCGGAGGCGAAUUUUUCUCAAAAGUCGUCGAUUCCAAGUACAAUCGAAUGGGUCUCGGUGAAUCGCUCGGAAAAUAUUUCGCUUUUCAGCUAAUCGACGCGAUUUUGUAUCUUCACUCUGUUGGAAUCUGUCAUCGUGACAUUAAACCCGAAAAUAUUCUGUGCUCGGAUAAAGCGGAGCGGUGCAUUUUAAAGCUAACCGACUUUGGAAUGGCGAAAAAUUCGGUGAAUCGAAUGAAAACUCGCUGUGGAACGCCGUCUUAUAAUGCGCCGGAAAUUGUGGCGAAUGAGGGUGUUGAGUACACGCCAAAAGUCGAUAUUUGGAGCCUCGGAUGCGUACUUUUCAUCACAUUUUCCGGUUAUCCACCGUUCAGCGAAGAAUAUACGGAUAUGACGAUGGAUGAACAAGUUUUGACAGGCCGCCUAAUCUUCCACGCACAAUGGCGUCGAAUUACUGUCGAAACACAGAAUAUGAUCAAAUGGAUGCUUACUGUCGAGCCAUCAAACCGCCCGUCUGCCGUCGAACUAAUGAGUACUCAAUGGAUGAAAUGUGCGGAUUGUCGUACUGCGAAACAGGAUAUUUUGAAGAGUAUUAAGCCGAUUUCAGCAGCAGCUCCAGCUGCACUACAAACUACACAAGCUGGACCUGUGAAAAAGGCAAAAAUGUGAACAACGUUCCACGUGGGUCCCCACCACUUCACCGCCGCAAAAGUCCGCAAUUUGUCGUCAAAUCGGGUGUAAUUGCGUCCAAGAUGUGUCUUUUUGAGGUCUCUUCAACACAUAAUUUAUCAUAAAUUUCGAAUUUUAUCCCCCAAUUCCCCGUAAUUUCCAUAUUUUCCCGUUAAAAUUUUUUUAAAAUUCCAAUUUAUAAGCUCCCAGAGCCCCCCAUUUUAUUGCGUUUUUCUCCCAAAAUUUCGAAAAUUGUUCAAUUUUUUUGUGUUUUGCCCCACCUCUUGUGCUAUUCUCACAUGUAAAAUUCCGAUUUUCAGCAUUUUUGAUGGGAAAAAUCGGAUUUUUUAGCUUGAAAAUUGAUUUUUUUUUAGCUUGAAAAUCGAUUUUUUUUUUAGCUCGAAAAUCAGAUUUUUAAGCUUGAAAAUCGGAUUUUUUAGCUCAAAAUUUUAAGCUUUUCCCCCAAUUUUAGCUCAGAAAUCUGAAUUUUUGGCUAAAAAUCGAAAAUUUUUCUGCAAAAAAUUCGAAAAAAAUUGAAAAAUCCCUAAAAUUUGCAAAUUUUUUGCCAAAUUCUUGAGAUUUUAUGCUUUUCCUCCUAUUUUUUUGCCUAAAAAUUCGAAUUUUCAGCUAAAAAUUCCUAUAAUUUUCCCAAAAUUCUCAGCUUUUCCCCAAUUUUUAGCUCAGAAAUCUGAAAAAAAUCGAAUUUUCCAAAUUUUUCAGCUAAGAAAUCCAAUAUUUUUCCCAAAUUGUGUGGCCAAAAAUCCCCCCAAUUUGCCCGAAAUUCUGAGCUUUUCCUCAAUUUAGAGCUCAAAAAAUCGGAAAAUUUCGCUAAAUUUCAAAUUUUCCACAUUUUUCAGCUAAAAAUCCCCCAAUUUCCCGAAAUUCUAAGCUUUUCCCAUUCUUUUUCAUUUUUUUUUCAUUCUUUUUAUUUUUUUUUUCAUUUUUUUUUCUAAGCUUUUCCCCCCCCAAAAAAAUUUUUUUUUGUGAAAUUUUCUGUAAUUUUUCUCUGUUCUGUUCUGUUUGCGUUUUUGUUUUCAAAAAUUGAACUUUU